Messenger RNA from Drosophila guanche, 906 nucleotides. Its product is annotated as dual oxidase maturation factor 1-like. Gene Ontology annotation, biological process: protein transport. The annotation marks the transcript as partial. The transcript has 5 exons. Lineage: Eukaryota; Metazoa; Arthropoda; Insecta; Diptera; Drosophilidae. The record is from RefSeq and is a predicted model, not a curated record. Gene Ontology annotation, cellular component: endoplasmic reticulum membrane.
CAACAACCAACAAAAGCAAAAGCAACAAGGCGACACAAAAACCUGUAACGCAGCCAGAGACGUCGACACAGGAAUUUUUAAAGAGAUUUGCAGAGGGGAAACCUCACCAGUCACCGAGCCUGCACCAGAUUUUAUCAGCAAUAAGCCGCACCAACCAGCAUGAAAGGCUGGUUCGACGCAUUUCGAGACGAUGGGGGACCAACGCUGUACUCAUUCUCCAACCGAACACCAGUCACCGGUGAUGUCUCCAUUGUGGCAGUCUCUGUUUUAUUUGCCACAUUCUAUGUCGCAUUUUUGGUCAUAUUUCCGGGUGUACGAAAGCAGAAAUUCACAACAUUCUCGACAGUCACACUUUCGCUUUUUGUGGGUCUAGUCAUUCUGAUCACUCGUUUGGGAUCCGCGUGGCAUGUGGCACAUGCAACCAUCAUUGCACCGUAUAAAGCCUUCUCACGCGAGAAGCUACCAGCUCGGAUCGGCACCCACAUUGGUCUCAUGCAUGUCAAUGUAACGUUGGCAGCCAUACCCAUUGGAAACUACACGCCACCGGAUAUCGACUACAACGAGCGCUUCAUGUGGGAGGGUGCCACCGAUAUGAGCGCCAACUAUCGACAUGCGCUGCAGCGUGGUCUGCCUUUUCCUAUACUCACGGUGGCCGAGUACUUUAGCCUCGGUCGCGAGGGCUUCUCUUGGGGCGGACAGUACAGGGCUGCGGGAUAUUUUGCAAGCAUAAUGCUGUGGUCUUCGCUGGCCUCGUGGCUGCUGAUGAACCUUUUACUGAUUGCCGUGCCACGGUAUGGUGCGUAUAUGAAGGCUCUUACGGGGGCCUUGCUCGUCUGCACCACCGUGGGAUAUCAUUGUCUGUUGCCCAAGCGACCGUUGUGCAUUUAUUUGGAGGGCGGACGAUUG